Messenger RNA from Acanthamoeba castellanii str. Neff, 1377 nucleotides. RefSeq names its product ribosomal protein S18, putative. Gene Ontology annotation, biological process: mitochondrial translation. Lineage: Eukaryota; Discosea; Longamoebia; Acanthamoebidae. Gene Ontology annotation, cellular component: ribosome; mitochondrial small ribosomal subunit. The record is from RefSeq and is a predicted model, not a curated record. Gene Ontology annotation, molecular function: small ribosomal subunit rRNA binding; structural constituent of ribosome. The transcript is spliced from 5 exons. Bases 1 to 1377 code for a protein of 458 amino acids.
AUGCGCGGUGCUGCCCGAUCGAAUCUGCUGCUUCGUGGAGGUGGAAGGCGGGCGGCAGUGCUGCGGCCUUCGUUGCCACAAGCCGCCCCCAUCCGCAUUGGCGGUCCGCAAUCAAACCACAUCUUCUCCUCAUCUGCCACUGCCUCGUCCCAGCGGCCAUUUCACGCUUCUACACGAGCCCUGUGGGCUAUCUCUUCCGCUGAGGGUGAGAAUGGGGACAACGCAUCGCCCACCGAAGAAGUCCAGACCGAAAGCGAUGCCGCCUUUGAGGAGAAGGAAAGGAGCGAGGCUUACGCUCGCUGGGUGGAAUCAGUACGAAGGGAAUUGAAGCACAUCGAAGAAAUGGUUCUCAAACGUGCUCCUGCUGCUGCGGAUUCAGAGGAGGGCAUAGAGAAGCUGGAGGAGAUCUUCCUGUCGAAUCCUCGCAUGCAGCUCACCGAGAGCCUGUUUCCCGACGAGGCUCGGCCCGCACCCUCUCGCAUCAUCACCUUCGACAAAGAGACGCGAAGGCCCACCCAGAUGCCCUACGUCAUGCUUGACCCCAAGUGGUACCAGGGCACCACCGACGAGGAGCGUUUGCAGCAAGUGCUCGCAUGGCGGCCGUUCACGGCGCGUGCGGUGGCGGCCGAGAAGGCCGACCACCAGUUCAGAGAGGAUCCCUUCCGCAACAAGAGCCACGCUUUCUCCGGUCGGGUGGUCAGCGAUGCCUUCAGGCGGCAGAGACUCGAUAAGUACCUGAACGAGGAGCUGGCCAACAAGCGCAAGGUGUACUCGAACGUCAAGGAGGAGGAGGAGGAGGACUCCAAUGUGACCUUGGAUGAGAUGAAGCAGGCCUUCAGAGCCAAUCUCGCCAUGGUCGAGAACAUCUCCGGCGAGGAGUCGACCGAGGAGAUCGUCGAGCCCGAGGUCACGAGGGACGACAAGUACAUCAAGCCCCCGGGCUUCGUCUCCGCCACUGACAUGCUCAAGUUUAGCGAGGAGAAGAUGCAAUCCGACCUCGACAAGCUCAUGAAGAAGGCCAAGAAGUGCGUCUUCUGCAGGCCCUCGGCCCAGCGCCCCGUGCUGGACCCGAUGAACGUGUCGCUGCUCACCAUGUUCCUGACGCCCACGGGCGACAUCAUCGGGCGGAGGCACAACGGCAACUGCCGCCGGCACCAGCGAAAACUCGCGACCACCAUCAAGCGGGCCAAGCACAUGGGCAUCUUCUCGUACAAGUACGGCGGGUUCACGAUCUACUCGCCCUUCCACGAGCCGCCCGAGACCUACGCCGAGGACGAUGGCGAAGGAGACGAGGAGCAGUACGGCGAAUCCGACGAAGAAGGCGACUAUUCCGAUUAUGACGACGAUGAAGACGAGGGUCAGCAGAACUUGCAUUAG